UAGUAAUAUCUGCUUCUUCAGACACGACAGUGAAAGUAUGGAACGCACAUAAGGGAUUUUGCAUGUCAACAUUGAGGACACAUAAGGAUUACGUAAAGGCCUUAGCAUACGCCAAGGAUAAAGAAUUGGUAGCAUCGGCUGGGUUGGACAGACAAAUAUUCCUCUGGGAUGUGAAUACUCUAACAGCCUUGACUGCCUCAAAUAACACUGUCACAACUUCUUCUCUAAGUGGGAACAAAGAUUCUAUUUACAGCCUGGCCAUGAAUCAACUGGGAACAGUCAUUGUAUCGGGGUCCACUGAGAAGGUUUUAAGGGUAUGGGAUCCAAGAACAUGCGCAAAACUGAUGAAGCUGAAGGGGCACACAGAUAACGUGAAAGCGUUGCUGCUGAACAGAGACGGCACCCAGUGUCUUUCUGGCAGCUCUGAUGGCACGAUCCGCCUCUGGUCCCUUGGCCAGCAGAGGUGUAUAGCCACGUACCGAGUCCAUGACGAAGGCGUUUGGGCCCUGCAAGUCAGUGACGCCUUCACACACGUGUACUCCGGAGGAAGGGACCGGAAGAUUUAUUGUACUGACUUAAGAAACCCUGACAUUCGAGUGCUAAUUUGUGAAGAAAAAGCACCAGUUCUCAAAAUGGAGCUUGAUAGGUCCGCUGAUCCCCCUCCUGCAAUCUGGGUUGCAACAACUAAGUCCACAGUAAAUAAAUGGACAUUGAAGGGAAUUCAUAAUUUUAGAGCCUCUGGAGAUUAUGACAAUGAUUGUACAAAUCCUAUAACACCCCUUUGCACACAACCGGACCAGGUAAUUAAAGGGGGAGCUAGUAUUAUUCAGUGCCACAUUCUUAAUGAUAAGAGACAUAUAUUAACCAAAGAUACCAAUAAUAAUGUGGCAUAUUGGGAUGUUUUGAAGGCAUGUAAAGUUGAAGAUCUGGGCAAAGUGGAUUUCGAGGAUGAAAUUAAGAAAAGAUUUAAAAUGGUGUAUGUGCCAAAUUGGUUCUCAGUGGACUUAAAAACGGGGAUGUUGACCAUCACUUUGGACGAGAGUGACUGUUUCGCUGCUUGGGUUUCUGCAAAAGAUGCCGGUUUCAGCAGCCCCGAUGGGUCAGAUCCAAAAUUGAAUUUAGGAGGACUUUUACUCCAGGCACUGCUGGAAUAUUGGCCUAGAACACAUGUGAAUCCAAUGGAUGAAGAAGAAAAUGAAGUAAACCAUGUGAAUGGGGAGCAGGAGAACCGGGUGCAGAAAGGAAACGGGUAUUUCCAAGUGCCCCCACACACACCCGUGAUCUUCGGCGAAGCUGGAGGCCGCACGCUGUUCAGGCUGCUGUGCCGAGAUUCCGGGGGCGAGACGGAAUCCAUGCUUCUCAACGAGACAGUGCCACAAUGGGUAAUUGACAUCACUGUGGAUAAAAAUAUGCCCAAAUUCAACAAAAUUCCUUUCUACCUCCAACCUCAUGCAUCUUCGGGAGCAAAAACCUUAAAAAAAGACAGACUCUCUGCUAGUGACAUGCUCCAGGUCCGGAAAGUAAUGGAGCAUGUCUACGAGAAAAUUAUCAACUUGGAUAAUGAGUCUCAGACCACCAGCUCUUCUAAUAACGAGAAGCCAGGAGAACAGGAAAAAGAAGAGGACAUUGCUGUGUUGGCAGAGGAGAAAAUUGAGCUUCUGUGCCAGGACCAGGUUUUGGAUCCCAAUAUGGACCUCCGAACAGUGAAGCACUUCAUAUGGAAGAGUGGCGGCGACCUCACCCUCCAUUACCGCCAGAAGUCCACGUGAACGGGGCUGGCCUCCUGGGUAUUCACGUACUACCUUCCUCUACGGCCCCAAGAGUAGUCCUAGGAAGCCCACAGAGCCCCAGCGGGAGCAAGACUUCUAACGGCCAGUUUGGUAUGGACCGAGAUUCUCUUCCUGUUGAAGUGACUAAUCGAGAUGUAACAUAGAAACCAGUCUCCAUGUGUAGAUUAAGCUGUCCCUGGAAGGCAGAGCGUGAGCGGAAGAGCCCCAAGCAGACUCUGUCUCGCGAGACACACCGAGAACUGAGACAGGCCAGUGCAGACUUGGCUUCCUCCUUUCGUUUCAGAGGACCUUCUGUGUCUGUGAGCACUUGUUCGACAUGUCGGUUGGUCGGGCCACAUCUGUCACUGUGUUUCAACCUCAAACCCGUGUGCUCUGUAGCUUUUCUAAGAGUACAUUCCAUUCACGCAGUACCUAUGAAGGCUUUUUCCAAGUUUGUCAUAAAAAAAAAAAAAAAGGCAAAUUGUUUUCACCAUUUUAAGACAGUUAUUUUUAAUGGAAAUUUGCUGUUGCACAAUUUGAGAGCUGGCCCAUUUCAUAAUAAAUGAUUGGUGUUGGGCUUGUUUUUAAUACUGCAUCUCAGAGGUGUUCUCAUAGGGAGACUAGAAACCCAGGUGCUGUAUCAUAGCACUGUGGCCGCCAGGCCAGUCUACACAGCCUGUACCUGGCAAGGCUGCACGUGCCCCAGCACUCUGGCGGGGAGCUGCAGCGCUUCCCCCUUCCUCUGCUGGUCCAGUUUUAGGGAUGGGCAGAGCUGGCUCAGACUAUGGGGUCUUGCUCGGGGUGAGCAGCAGGACACUGUUAGAGCCUAAGACCGUGAUGAAAUUUUCAUUUCGUUCAAAUGCUCCCUAAAAUCGUGGCGUCAGAGUAAAGGGAUGGCAUAGUGAAUUCAUUGGAUACUCAUUUCCUGGAAGUAUACAUACUCGUUUCUCCAGUUUUAUAUGCGGGUUUUUGUUGUACCUGUAUGUGGAGCUUCUUUUCACUGUUCUUUCUAACAGUCUAAAGCUUUCAUAGACGCAUUUGGAUCCUGUACAGUAUGUAACUUAUUGGGGAUAAACACUUUGACUUUUGGCAGAAAACACUUUGGCUUCUUCCCAAGGUCAUUUGUAUUCGGGAUAGAUCGGUGGGCCGCCCCUGUAAAACCACGUGAGACGAGCCUCCUGUACGAAGCCAGAAGCACAAGUGCCUUCAGAGGGCAGUUUAUUCCAGUCCAGUUGCCUCCCCCGCUUGCGCGUGGCCCGUCCCCAACAUGGCAGGGACUGGGGAGGGGGCCAGGAGAGGCCUUUUCUUUUCUACAUUUACACAGGUCCAGCUAGGGGCAGCUGAUGGGCCUCGCCCACACCUUACUGUCGGAGAUACUCUGCUCCGCACAGAUGCAGAGCCAGGGUUCUCCCCUGCUGGUCAGCUCCUCUGGAGUGGACAGGUCCCUGCCUCCCGCACUUCGACGACAUGAGCAAAGACGUGUUCCCGUUUCCAGUGAGCCGAAAUGGUCUUUCUUCCUCCCUUCCUCAAAGAGCAACUGGCUUCUUUUUUUAAAGUCCUUUCUAUUCGUUGGAAUACAGCUGUGCACUUUUGGUGCACAUUUUUUAGCAAUAGUUGUGAACUAAGGGCAAAAAGGAAAAAAAAAAAAAAAAAAAAAAAAAAAACCUCAGCCAGCCCUCAGUUGUGUUUGCACGAGGGGCCUUUGAGCUAGAAGAAUGGGUUUUGCUGGGACUUUCGCCCUGUGUGCUGAGCCUGGGUGGCUGUGCUCCCCUCCUGUCAUACUUCUGACCCCCAGCAUGGUUGUACUUUUUCUCCCCCUCCGUCAAACCAGUAAUACAGUUUCCAAGAAAAUUUGACAGUCUGCAAUGCCAAGAGGGUAAAAAUCUGUAUUUCACAAUUGUAUAGAGAAUAAAGGCUUUAGUUAAAAUA
Tupaia belangeri chinensis (Chinese tree shrew) is the source of this 3698-nucleotide messenger RNA. It is a transcript of the gene WDR48, whose product is annotated as WD repeat domain 48. Gene Ontology annotation, biological process: double-strand break repair via homologous recombination. Gene Ontology annotation, molecular function: ubiquitin binding. Bases 63 to 1769 code for a protein of 568 amino acids. The record is from RefSeq and is a predicted model, not a curated record. The transcript has 16 exons. NCBI's taxonomy places the organism in Eukaryota, Metazoa, Chordata, Mammalia, Scandentia, Tupaiidae.